Molecule: messenger RNA, 7453 nt
Organism: Caenorhabditis sp. 36 PRJEB53466
Lineage: Eukaryota; Metazoa; Nematoda; Chromadorea; Rhabditida; Rhabditidae
Source: the annotation of a GenBank genome assembly
AUGGUUACGCUUAUGUGAGUCUUUUCUUCAGAGAACUAUCAUUUCUCAGAAAUCAACAGGGAAAAAACCAUAGAAAAAUAGCUUACAUUAAAAUAUUUGAAGUUCGUGCUCAAAAAGCGCUAUCUCUGAGACUCGGCUAAAUUCCGGUUUCCGGGUUCCAUAAAAAAUUGUUGGUUCCCAUACAAUUUUUUCGAGUCCCACAAACUAUUUACGGGUCCCAAAAAUAAGGGUUGCAUCACUCGGGUCUCAUAAAAUAUUCCCGGGUUCCAAAAACAUGUAUCUAUUUUUUUAUAGAGUAGUUAUUUUUAAUGUUUGCAUGGUCAUUAUGUUUUUAUGCAAAACAGCAGUUUUUCACCUGAUCGAUUGAGAACUGCUCUAGCGUCCAACUGCUCAAAAAGUUUAUUACAGGGUGGCGUUUAAGUAUGAAAUGUUUUUAUUCGAGAUUCCCUUUAGCUUUGUUGAUUUUAAUAUUGAGAACCGAUGACAGGGACAAAUGAACUUUUAAAAGGCAAUGUCUAAGAAGUUCAAAAACUGUAGGUCACUAAAAAUUCAGAAUGCUUCAAUUUGUCUCAUAUUAUACCCAAUGGGUACUUACAUAACAGUGAUACAUCAGACAAGUUUUGGCCCGGCUCCGUGGUCCCUAGUCCGAUCACGGUCCCAAAAUAGGUCAAAACUGUAACUAAUUUCAAAAAAAUGCUAGCUUCUCAGACUUAACGCCAUUGGAUUCCUCGCAUCUUUUUAAGUAUAUUUCACGUUGGGACCAAAAAUUUAGCAUUCCUCAUCAUGGAGAAAAAAAUUGGUUUGUGACAUUUUUCAGAUAAAUUUUCAGCUUUCUUUUUCAAAAUUUUAACACUACGUAGCCAUGAUUUUAUUGCUGUUUCUGAAUUUAGACGUUAUUGUGCUUCGACAAAAAAAAGUUCAUCCCGAUCCCGAUUGACAUGCGGGGGUUUUUAGGCCGAAAUUCACAAAAUUCGGAGUACUUUUGCAUGGAAAAAUGUUCGCGAACUUGAGAAAAGCGCGUUUUCUCAAUUUUCUAAGGGGUCUGAUUGCGAUUUUUGUUGUUUUCUUAUACUUUUAGGCAUUCUCGAUUUUUUGGAAGCAUUUCGAAAAAUAAAAAAAAUUUGAACAAGUCGUCGACCUGGGGUCACAAAAUUUUCGAGAAAAAAUUAAUUUUCGAAAUGCUUCAAAAAAAUCGAGAAUGUCUAAAAGUAUACGAAAACAAGAAAUAUCGCGAUCAGAACCCUAAAUUUUUGGGGUCAAGAUGAAAAAUGCUUAAAAAGAUGCGAGAAAUCGAAUGGCGUUCAGUCUGAGACGAUAGCAUUUUUUUGAAAUUAGUUACAGUUUUGACCUAUUUUGGGACUGUGAUCGGACUAGGGACCACGGAGCCGGACCAAAACUUGUCUGAUGUAUCACUGUUAUGUAAGUGCCUAUUUGGUAUAAUAUGGGACAAAUUGAAGCAUUCUGAAUUUUUAGUGACCUGCAGUAUUUGAACUUCUCAGACAUUGCCUCUUAAUUUUUAGUUGUUUUUUCCUGGAAACGUGGCCGAAUUUUUUAUUUGUCUUCAAACACAGCUCCGAGGGUAUUGCAUUUUGCACUCCGAAAAUACUUUCUCUACAGAGCGCGAUUGCAGUGAAAUGCACCCGUAAUAGAAACUAAACGUUUCUAUGUUUUUGCCAAGAAAUGUUUUAUCUAGUCUUUUAUAGAGAUUAUUACAACACUGCGGUAACAGCCCGCUCCGCUCGCUCGCUCGCAAUUGAAUGAGGAGAUACAUUAGAAGUCCAGGGAACUUUAGUUCCGGUGGCUCAAAACCGGCUUCUUUUUGGUGAUAGGCUUUGUAUCCAUCCGUCGUUUUCCCGACUUUUUUCGAUUCGUCGUUUUCCCGAAUUUUUACCGGUUUCUCCAUAACUUUCUGACUUUAUUCCAAAAACGUGCAUCUUCUGCACUCACCAGUUAACGAUUGGAGUCUGCAAGAUGACAACAUUAUUUUCAAUGCUAACGUACUAAUUACUGGAAUCUGUCGAUCGGGCCAGACACGCUGUGCUAUAAACUCGAGUGCUCUGAUGUAACACUUGCUGGAUUCUACUUUUUCAUCUCUUGUAUUCUUUGUAUUCUACUCUUGGCUCUUCGACGUCUUCUCUGAAUGACGUUUCACAAUCAGUCGUCUUCCGCGUAACUGAAUUCGAAUCUUUCGCUGCUUCUCUACGAUCCACAUAUCUCGGGACCGGAUAAUCCGAUCGGUCUGAAACUUAAACCCAGAACACUUCAAUUCAAGUCCAAAAAGCCUGCAAAGUCUGGAUCCGAUCGAAAAACUGCAAGCGGUCAAAAGUCUAAGCUUCCGAAAGACUUCAAGAAGGGGGCCGAAAUUUGUCCAGCUCUGAGUUGCUGUAAAUAUUUAGAGAGGCUGAAGGGAUGAGACUGAAAGGAAGGUUACGGUUGAAAAGUGGAGUUUGCGUACACCACACCGCAAGAAAAAAUCGAAACCAUUCACCAAAUUUUUAGAUCAUGAUUUCGAAGUGUACAUGUUGUUUGUUUUCUUCAUUUGUCUAAAAUUUCAAACAUUUUUCAGAAAAAAACCCUUAUCAUUUGUAUAAACAAAAUUUGGUAAUUUUUUAGAUAUUCCAUAACCGUUUCAACAGUAGUCCUUGGAGGAAGUGCACAAUUUUAUAGUUAUGGUGUUGUUAACCCUGCUCAAACUGUUAUCAGCAAUUGGAUAAAUCAAACAUAUAUCACAAGGUAAUUGUUUUUCAGUAUUAAGAGGAAUGUAAUUCAGGUACAACACUCCAUUAACAAUAACUGUUUCAAAUAUCCUGUGGUCUUUCAUUGUCUCUAGUAUUGCUACUGGAGCGAUUGUCGGAGCUUCUUUGACGAGGUGUGAUUCCCAAAAAUUAAGAGUGAAAUUCUGAGAGACUGGAGAAUGACUGAACUAGGCCUGGCAUGAAAAACUCAUCGUGCUUCGAUUUGAUUGAUAUUGAGCACAGUGAGUACCUGGACUGUUCUAAGAUAUAUGAAAUUAGUGUCAUCUGGCUCCGCCCCCUUUUACAGGAUUACUGUAGUACCGUACCCCCGACCGCUAAAAAAUUUCAGCAAAAUCCUAUCGACUCAAACUCAACGCCAUUCGUUCAGGUAGAAAAAAAACUUUUUUUUUUCAAACUUUAGAUAAUUUUUUCGAUUUUUUGGUCAUACUGAAAAAUUUUAGUACUAACGUGCAAGGAGUUCUUUUCAAAUUCGGAUUGUACUCUUUGAGACGCGUCGACAAAAAAAAUGGAACCAAAAUCGGAAUGCGCGUCGAAGAUCUAUACCUGAAUUCAUUGAUUUGGGAGUCAUUUUGCAUGCGAAAAAGUUUCAGAUUUCAAUUCUGAAAAAAUGUUUUUUGUUCAUAACGUUGUACUGCCUCGAAUGUGUUUUCCAUUUUUUUUUGGCUUAUUCACGUCAUUUGCCGGUUCUUUGAAAAAAUAAUUUUUUUUCGACGCGCAUUCCGAUUUGAUAGGGGGUACAGGAAAGUGAACGUUAGAAGUAGAGUUAAUAUUUGACAAUUGAGAUAUCUACGAGUGACUGGAAUUGGGAAGGGGAAAGGAAGGAAUUACAGUUUAUGACGAUAGCAUUCCAGAGGGGGACAGUUUUAGGAAAGAAGUUAGGGGGACACAUAAGUGAGUAACAUGGGGCGUCGCAGUGAGGAGGUAGAACGUAAACAUAGCGGAAUUUGGGGGAGAUAGGCAUCGCCUGUUAAGAUCUUAUAGAGGAGUAGUAGCUGUAAUUUGAGUCUGCGCUUGCGAAUGGAGAGCAUGUUAAGGGUUGCGAGGCGGUCGGGGUAAGAGGAGAACGUGAUAUUGCAGCGCUGGAGGAUGUGGCGCGAGUACCAGCGAAGGGGUUUUUCCAGAGAGGCGGCGAGAAGCGAGCGAGGAGGAGGAUAGUAAAUCGCCGAGUAGUAUUCGAGAAGGGGGAGAACAUAGGAUUUAAAGAGGAAUAUAUAGAAGGCUGGGGAAGAUGAUUUGAACGAUUUGGCAAGCUGUUUGGCAACGAUUUGGCAACGGAGAAGAGCUAGGGAAGCAGUGCGUGAUAUGUGGCCGCGGUAGGAUAAAAUGUUAUCAGUUACGGCUGAGAUCCCUGACUGAGGAGGAGGGUGAUAUGGGGAGACCGGCAAUCGUGUACGUGUGACGGGGGUUCCUGGACCCGAGAUGCAGAAGAGCGGUUUUAUGAUGGGCCAAGGGAAGGGAGUUGGUGUCUGACUAUUCGACAAUUAGGUCAAUAGCACACUGUAAAGCGGAAAGAUCAUGAGAGAAGAUUUUGAUGUCGUCGGCGAAUGCGGUGAAGUGGACAAGUCCUUCCAGUCUGAGCAGUAGAUCAUUAAUGUAGAUGAGGAAGAGGAGGGGACCAGAGACUGUGCCUUGGGAAACACCAGAAGGGAUCGGGUGUUUGGAUGGGUCGGAUGCGGAAUUUACUAGAACGGAAAAGGUGCGGCCGGCGAGGAAAUGCGAGAACCUGUUGCGGUAGAGGGGGGAGACUCCGAAGAGGCUGAGUUUGGCGAUGAGGAGAUCGCGAGAGGCUUGGUCAAAUGCUUUGGCAAAGUCGAAGAAAAUAAUGUCGAGAGACUUGUGCUCGCUGAGAAUGUGACUGUACAGGGAUGUGGAGUGGAUGAGAGCUGGGAACGGUUAGAUAUGAAGCCAUGCUGGUAAGGACUGAACUUAUGGAAGAGGUCGGAUCGUAGACAGUGACAGAUUAUUCGCUCGAAGACUCUGGCGAAGGAAUCGGUAAGAGAAAUUGGCCGAAAGUUGGCGAAAUUAGCGAGAUUUCCCUUCUUGAAGAUGGGAAUGACCGAGGCGUGCCUCCAAGUGCAGAGCACGGAAGAGGAGGAGAGCGACGAAGAGAAGAUUAUGGACAGCGGCGCAAGAGGAGUGGAGCAGCGCUUAAGGAUCAGAAGGUUUCCAGAGUGAGGGGAAAAUCCACAUCCUGGGGGGAGUUUUCGGAGGAAGAAUUCCACUUCGUAUAAAGCGAUGAGCGAGUCGGGGGAGGAGGUAUGGCAGGGUACAGUAGGAUAGCGCGGCGGAGUGUGGUUAUUAGCAAAGUUAGACGUGAAGGUGGAUGCAAAGAUUUUGGCCUUGGCGGCGUCGUCGGUGAUGGGAGAACCGUUGAGUUCAAGAAGGGGAAUUGCAAGCCGUUUGGAGAGACGUUUGCGGAUAAAGUGCCGGGCGAGAAGAGUGGAGUGGGAAGACGUGAUACGCUUUUCCUGGCGAAACAUUUUAGAGCGGAUAGAUCUCGCAAGAGCAAGUUCACAAUGACGGAGAGUGGAGAUCUGGGUGGACAAUGAGUUAGGGGUGGGGGAAACGGAGGAGACUGGCUAGGCGGUGUCGGAUGCGUUUUAACUGCCGAAAGGAAUUCUGGGGACAAUAAGUGGUGAGUGGAAGUUGGAUAGGGGUGUGACGGUAGAUGAGGUUGGCCAGGAUGGCAAUAAAGCGAUCAUAUUUAUCGGAAGGAGAGGAAAAGGCGCUUAGGACAUAGGACCAGUCAAUCGACGCUAAGUCUGAGUUCAGGAUUCGGAAGUUGCAUUUUUUGUAAUGGAGUCGAGGUCUAAUAGGGGGUAAGGCAUGGCGAUUAGAGGAGGAGCAUAUUGUGUGGAAGGAAAUGGCUAGGUGGUCAGAAUUCAGGAGCGGUGGUUGGGGGGACAGAUCAUGAAUUGGAAAAUCGGGAGAGGCAAUCACUGUGCUCAAUAUCAAUCAAAUCGAAGCACGAUGAGUUUUUCAUGCCAGUCACGGCUGGGCAAUUGGCCGGCACGGGCUUUUUGUUGGCCGGCCCUUUUCAGCCCGAUCGGAUUAUUUGGUCCCGAAAAAUGUAAAUUGGCCGGAAGCCCGGGCUUUUUGGAAAAAAUCGGCCAAUGAUCCAUUUAUCUCGGGACCCGACGAUCCGAUCGGGCUGAAACUUGAACCCAAUGGCCCUCAAUCGAAGUCCAACAAUCCUGCAAAGUUUAGGUCUGAUCGGAAUAUUGUAAGUGGUUCAAAAGUCCAGGUCAAGGGCCGGCCAACAAAAAGCCCGUGCCGACCAAUUGCCCAGCCCUGAUGCCAGGCCUAUUUCGGGUCUCUCAGAAAUCGCCUCUUAAACCAUUAAUAGAGCGACAAUGAUAACUGCGAGAGUAACUGCCUCAAGGUUUUAUCAAUCACAAAUGAAUGCAAGCCUUUUUAUCGCUAGGGAACUAGAAAUGAUGACAAAUCAAUGGCUUGCCGCUAACAGUAGCUAACAGUGCCGCUAACAGUGUAAGUAGAUCAAAUACUUCUGUAGAUUAAAAACAAUUGUAAACAAUAUCUUUUUGUGUUUAGAAUCACUUCACACAACAAGUUUUAAUCUUGUAUUUCAGGGUAGUAGGUGAAAAAUGUGGUCGACGAAACGGUUUGAUAUACAACGGUAUUCUGAAUACGUUAGCUGCAUUUCUUGAGCUCAGCGCCAAAUGGCUCAAGUAAGUGCAUGGAUAACAUUUCGACGUUACUGUUCAAUACGCAUAAUUUCAGCUCUCCAGAAGUUUUGAUAAUCGGCCGUUUUAUUUUUGGUAUGAAUAUGGGCUUGUCAAGUGGAUUAAUUCCGAUGUACCUAAUGGAAAUCACUCCCGCAAAAUAUAGAGGACCAGCUGGAACGCUCCAUCAGGUUGAAGCACUGUACAUUUUUUAUAUUUGAUUUUGUAAGUAAAACAGAUUGCUGUCGCGUUUUCUGACUGGUUUUCUUUGUUAAUUGGACUACCUGAAGUCUUAGGAAGCGCUCAAAACUGGCCACUUGCAUUUUCGUUGCCAGGGUUACCAGCACUUGCGCUGGUUUGUAUUCUUCCGUUCUGUCCAGAGUCUCCAAAAUAUACUCUCCGUAACCGACGUGAUCGUACAAGAGCGAUGAAGGACGUGGAACAUCUAGUUGGUGAAGACCAAGCUCCUCAUAUGUUUGAAUCUAUUGUUCGCGAAGUAGCACUUGAUGAGGUUUGUUUCAAAUACAUACGUUAACAUGCAUUUUGAGAAGUGCUGAAACUUUUAAUUUCAGGGAGAAGGCACAUUUCACGAGUUAUUCAGACGGCAAGAUCUCAGAAUUCCGCUAAUAGUGUCAAUUGUGGUAAUGAUUGCUCAACAAUUCACUGGAUGCACAGCUGUUUUUGCCUACUCUACUGAUAUGUUUUAUAACGCAGGACUGGAUCUGUGAGGAAUAUCCUGAAUAUUUUGAAUGUUUGUUUUUCUGGUGUAUUUCAGAGCUCUUGCAAGGUUUAGUACAUUAAGCAUUGGCAUUGUAUAUUUUUUGUUUGCAUGUACAUCACCUUAUUUGAUUCAUCAAAUAGGUCGACGAUCACUUUUACUGUUCCAAUUGGCAAGUUGCAUGCUGGCACUAAUUCUACUAUCUUUGUUCACUUACUUGCAAAAUUUUCUUCAUGUUAGUGUAAAAAUUAAAAAAUCUCUGGUUGUUUAACUUCAGAGUUUGGUUUUCAGGUUGA